Molecule: messenger RNA, 1878 nt
Organism: Clarias gariepinus (North African catfish)
Lineage: Eukaryota; Metazoa; Chordata; Actinopteri; Siluriformes; Clariidae
Gene: cdc123
Product: cell division cycle 123 homolog (S. cerevisiae)
Exons: 13
Coding region: 25-1104 (359 amino acids)
Cellular component (GO): cytoplasm
Source: RefSeq, a predicted model, not a curated record
CAGCCAUCCGUACUGUAAAGCAUUAUGAAGAAAGAGCAAGUUGCUAACUGUCAGUUUUCUCUUUGGUAUCCUUUAUUUAAGAAACAUACCAUUAAAAGCUUGAUUCUUCCUAUCCCUCAGAAUGUAAUCGAUUACCUCCUGGACGAUGGAACAUUAGUGGUUCCUGGAAGCAGCGACAACAACAAUCAACCUUCACUGAACAAUAACAUCAUCUCAGAAGACGGGGACGAUGUCCAGUGGUCUGACGAUGAGACGACGACAGUCGCCACGGCUCCAGAAUUCCCAGAAUUUAGCUCAGAAGUGCAGGAAGCAAUAAAUUCCCUCGGUGGACGAGUCUUCCCCAAACUGAACUGGAGUGCACCACGGGAUGCUAACUGGAUUGCCCUGAACAGCUCGUUGCAGUGUCAGAGUCUCAGUGACAUCUUCCUUCUGUUUAAAAGCUCAGACUUCAUCACACACGAUCUCACACAGCCGUUCCUUCAGUGCAACGACGACUCUCCAGACCCUGUUAUACACUACGAGCUUGUGCUGAGGAAAUGGAGCGAGCUCAUUCCUGGAGGGGAAUUCCGUUGCUUCGUCAAAGAGAACAAGCUGAUUGGAAUCUCUCAGAGAGACUACACGCAGCAUUACCAGCACAUCUCCAAGCAGGAAGCCAGCAUCUCCUCCUCCAUCCAGCAGUUCUUCAGGGAGCACGUUCAGCACCAGUUCCUCAACGACGACUUUGUCCUGGAUGUGUACAGGGACAGCACGGGACGCGUGUGGCUGAUCGACUUCAAUCCGUUCGGGGAGGUGACGGACUCGCUGCUCUUCACGUGGGACGAGUUAACCUCGGGAACUGGCCUCUCGUUACAGGAUGGUCCUGCUUUCCGUUACACUACCAGUGAAGUAACUGUCCAGCCAAGUCCGUGUCUGUCCUAUCGAAUCCCGAGAGACUUCCUCGACCUGUCGACUGGAGAGGACGCUUACAAGCUAAUCGAUUUCCUCAAACUGAAAAAAGGUCAACAGGACGAUGAAGAUGAGGGUGAGGAGGAGGACAAUGGCAAUAAUGCUGCUGCUGAUGAUGAUGCUGAUGAUGAGCAUGAGCCUGAGAUGGCUGGUGUGUGAGACUGACUACGUCCGGUACACCAAGAACUUCUGUUUCCCAUCCUGGAUGUUUUGUUAUUUUUUUCCACUACAUACACAAGUCUAUAAUGUACAGUGUAAUAAAAUCCUACAGCACUCUGGUCUCAUCAACACACACACACACACUUCCCGGCCUGUUAAACACACCCGAGUCUGUUUAGGAUCUUCAGAUUAGUUCAAAUUAAAUCAGUGCUUACAUCAGUUCAUAAAGGUGUAGUAAUAAAAUAAAGAUAUUUAAUCCGUGCAUUUAAAAUGUACACUUGUAAAUGUAACAGAAAUUUGAUUUUGUUCUGAAUAAAAGUACGAGGUUUGCGUAAAAAACGUUACUGUAUUCACUAGCAUUUGUAUAAAUGGGUUAAAAACCGUGUUUUGUUUUAGAGACACUAGAUCGUGUGAUGAAUAAUUUUUGUACAUCGCUAAAGAAAUCAUAAAAUAAUAACAAAGCUUUCAGACAAAGUGCGAGACAAUAGGAUGUCCAGAAGCACUGUGGAGGAUCGGUAGAAAAAAUCUGAAACAAUCUACAUCUCUGUACCUGUGAGACUACUUAAUUUGAGUCUUAAUUUUAUUUCUAUUACCCAUGCUUUAUUUUGUUUUUGCUUAAUAAUGUUUAAUUUCAGUUUAAUAAUAAAGUUAUUAGAACUUAAUAAUGUUUAAGUUUGAAAUGUGCCAUAUUGUGCUCCUUCCUCCUUAUUAACAAGUUAACAGUCGGUCCUGGAGGGGGAAAAAAUCAUCAGUUUCACUCUAGUUUUAGCUUUA